ACGAUGAAUGGGUUGCGACAAGGGAUCGUUUUGGUGGCAGCUGGUUUUAUUCUGAACGUAGUAUUCCUUGGAAUACUGUUUAAUUACAACAUAAUGAAUCUCGAAUUCCAAGUCUACUUCAAUGCUACAGCCAGUGAGACAGGUAUUCCCGGUGCAGUUUCUAUUGGUAUCCUUAACCUGGCAACGCCAAUGACAACGGUUGUCUGUAAACUUGUCGGGUAUCAAAUUGUGGUCAUCGCCGGCGUCUUAAUGUGUGGCACUAGUCUCAUAGCGUCAACAAUUGUUUCUCAGAUUCACGUUUUGAUUUUUUUGCACGGGAUCCUGUACGGGUUGGGAUCGAACUUCGUCCAUAUACCUCAGCUUCAUUUACUCAGGCACCACUUUUCUGGAAAACGUUACAAUAAAGCUUGUGUUGCCAUUCUCACUGGAAUAGGAGUAGGUAUUGCUAUAACAUCUCUUUUGUUGGAGAAAUUAUUUUUGGUUUACGGAUUGCAGAAGUCAUUAAGGAUCUAUGGCGCAUGCAUCGUGUGUAUCGGACUUUUGGCGUCAAUGGGAACACGAUUGCCUGCGAAGAAACAUUACGAAAGUCACCAAUCAAUUUCAAGUAAAUAUUCGAAACACAAUGAUAAUAUUAAUGAGAACCCAGAGACAUUGGAGACCACUCAAAGUACUGUGCAUACCAAAAGCUGUCACAUAUCACCGCAUCAUGAGUAUCAAGCGCAUUCAAUGGGAAUGGAACUAAAAUCAAAACAUGAUUCUAUAGAAGAUGAGUUGCAAAUUGAACUUUUUAAUACGAAGGGUAUUUCAGUCGUUAGUGGCGAGAAAAUAUCUGAAAAUAUGGAAGAAAUUUCAGAUACUGGUCUAAACGCAGAAGAAACAACGUUGUUUAAUGUAGGAGUGAGUACUAAUUGUUCCCAUGGACAUUGUGUUAUCAAUGAGCAUAUACAGGAAACAGCUGAUAACGAACUUAGCAAGGUUCAUGAUGAACAGGGUGUCUACCAAGCUGGAAAAAAGGCCGGGAAGAUAUACUUGCUAAAAAAAAUGUUGAAAAAUUUAGAUUUUUGGUUGUGUCAACCGAUGUUCUUUCUUUAUUCACUUGCAAUUACAUUUAGUUUUGUAAGCCUGAGCAACUUCAUGGACGAGAACGGUAUGACUUCAGAAGAGGUUGCGUACACAUUGAGUCUCAUGGGGUUCGCUGAUCUUGCGACUCGAGUCCUGUUCAUAUUUGUUGCAAGCUGCCUUCCGGUUUCUAUCACAGUAGUAGUUGCUAUAAUGAAUCUUGCUCUAUUCGUUAUAUCAGUGUUGCUGUCUUUUAACUUUUCAAAUACGGUGUUAAAAGCGUUAAUAUUAGUUAUGAGUUUUCCAAGAGCGCUACUUCUGGCCCUUGUACUCCCAGUCUGCGUUGAAAUAUUUGGAAAACAGUUAUCCGCAGAGGCUAUGUCAGUGGCCUAUUUCUUAAUUGGCAUGGGAGCACUUUAUAUACACACACACAUAUAUUUCAUCGAGGAGCAUCAAAAAGUUGAUACACUCCGCGGAGAAGGCUGUCAGUCCAGCGAGGGAGAUGCCACUCCAGACACCUGA
This is a messenger RNA of Anneissia japonica, 1581 nucleotides long. RefSeq lists its product as uncharacterized. Gene Ontology annotation, molecular function: transmembrane transporter activity. Lineage: Eukaryota; Metazoa; Echinodermata; Crinoidea; Comatulida; Comatulidae. Gene Ontology annotation, biological process: transmembrane transport. The transcript has 6 exons. The coding region runs from base 4 to 1581 and encodes 525 amino acids. The record is from RefSeq and is a predicted model, not a curated record.